CUUUAGUUUGUCGCAGAAUCAGACCCACUUUCCUCGACUGCUUCCUCUGCCUGCCUUCAAAUAUCAUCAGCCCAGUUUCUCUCCUAUCACUUUCUUGAUAACUUUCAUUUCCAAUUCUAAAGCUCUUGAAUGGCAGCCUUUUCAUACCAACACCAACCUUUUCUUCUUGACCCAAUUUUCUUGCCAAACACCCCUAUUAAGAUGUCUAGCUUUGUGGAAGAAGAAAAUAUCAACAUCAACUAUUUCUCUCAAUUUUACCCGCCAGAACCUACCCAAGAGAUUCCUGUUGAUAUUAGUGUUCGUGAAAGUAGCUGUCUUGACCACAGUUCAAAGGCUGCUUUUAGUGAUAAUGAGCCUUCUCUGGCCAAAAAGCAGAGUACAGAGUCAUCAACAGUGGUGGAUAAGCUUGAUAGUGGGGAGCAGGUUACGCAGAAAGUGACUCCCAUGGAGAAGAAAAGGAAGAACAGAAAUGGGGUAUCCUUGACUACUGCUCAAUCAAAGGAUCCGACAGAAGGGAAGAGUAAGAAGCAAAAGAAAUGGAAUGGUGCCCUGAAAGAAGAAGCGAAGAAGCCUAAAGCUGAAAAGAAAGAUCAGAAGAAAGUUUCUGAAGAGCCUCCAACAGGUUACAUCCACGUAAGGGCAAGAAGGGGUCAGGCAACAGAUAGCCACAGCCUUGCAGAAAGAGUAAGAAGAGAGAAAAUAAGCGAGAGGAUGAAGAUAUUACAACGACUGGUUCCAGGCUGUGAUAAGGUAACUGGAAAGGCCCUCAUGUUGGAUGAGAUAAUCAAUUAUGUUCAGUCCCUACAAAAUCAAGUAGAGUUCCUUUCAAUGAAGCUUGCUUCGGUGAACCCCAUGUUCUAUGAUUAUGGAAUGGACCUAGAUGGACUCAUCGCCAGGCCUGAGAGAUUGACGAGCAUGCAACAGCAAAUAACUAUGGCAUCCCCACUGCCAUCUGUGACACAAUGCAGCCUUACCCUGCCCACAGGUUUUGGUCAAACACCCACGACCUCCGCCUUUACAACAGAAAAUAACCAUCCUAUCACGAACAAUUCUGCCUCACUUUUACUCCAACCAGGACAAAGACCGAACGCAUUCCCCCAGGAUAUUGCUGGUAUAUUUUGUGAGGCGGAAGACCAAAGACAAAAGUUUCUUAAUCCAUCUGGGUUGAGCAACAACUUGUGUUUCUUACAUUAAUGUUAAAUAAAACAACUGCCCUACAAACACCGCAUCGGUUCCAGUGGAGGGGGCUAAUUCACCUAAAAGUUCUUUCUCCAUGUUCAAUAGAUUAAAGUGAUGCCUGAACAUGAAUAAAGGGCUGCGAAAUCAAUGGUCGAAGAACAUGAAGGACAGAUAUAACCGACCAAAUAGAUGCCUUGUUUCUGUAGCCUUGUUGACUACCCAAGUCGCGCACAAAUUCGAAGAGCUUUUGGUGGUUAAUUAAGCUAGCUAGAGACUUCUGAAAAAUAUAUGUAAAAUAUAUUAAGAAAUAUACAAAGAUGAUCCUCGUGGCUACAGUUAUUCUGUUAUUACAGUUAUUUUUACCAUUAUUUUCUAUUAACAAAUUAGAGCUUGAUGCCUUGUUGACAUGACCGGUCAGGCAUUUGUUGGUUUAGUUGGCUUUAUUUGUAUCGGUGGAAUCUUCUGUGUUUUGGCAGUAUUAUAGGGAUGAGGCUAGCUAGCUUCUGAAGUGAAUUCCCCCUACCCAUGUUAUAUGUACAGAAGCAUCCCCUACCUAAAGAUACUUGCUUUUCCUGGUCAGUAAUCUGAAUGAUAUCUAGCCACUUGUUUGGCUUUUGUAUUA
This is a messenger RNA of Carya illinoinensis, 1801 nucleotides long. Its product is annotated as transcription factor bHLH137-like. The record is from RefSeq and is a predicted model, not a curated record. Gene Ontology annotation, molecular function: DNA-binding transcription factor activity; protein dimerization activity. NCBI's taxonomy places the organism in Eukaryota, Viridiplantae, Streptophyta, Magnoliopsida, Fagales, Juglandaceae. The transcript has 8 exons. The coding region runs from base 130 to 1194 and encodes 354 amino acids. Gene Ontology annotation, biological process: regulation of DNA-templated transcription. Gene Ontology annotation, cellular component: nucleus.